Molecule: messenger RNA, 3369 nt
Organism: Saxophila tyrrhenica
Lineage: Eukaryota; Fungi; Ascomycota; Dothideomycetes; Mycosphaerellales; Extremaceae
Gene: CDC4
Product: SCF ubiquitin ligase complex subunit cdc4
Exons: 2
Coding region: 1-3369 (1122 amino acids)
Molecular function (GO): protein binding
Source: RefSeq, a predicted model, not a curated record
AUGGAGGCCCCUCGCAAUCACGGACUAGGACUCAAAACAGACCCAGCGAUGAACCCCGAAGCAAUCCUCUCAACUGCCCCGGCAUCACCCACCGAGGAGCAAAUACACCACAAACCACCCCACCUCAUGGAGCAGGACAACCCUCCCGCCACCACCACCAACAUGGCAGGCUCUCGCGAUGCAGCACCUUCACACGCGACUGUAGCUCAGAUGAGCUAUGGGCCCGCCACUCAGCAGACCGUCACCACGGUCACAACUACCACGACUGUGACCUUGCCGCCACUGAUCAUGAAGCCGCCAAAGAACUUGUACGAACGAGACCUGAAGCAGUAUCCGCUAGCCUUCACGCCCACCCCGAGCUAUCUCAAGCGCUUCAGCACGGAUGUACACGGUCGACCGAUUCGCUUUCAAGAAGAAGAAGACGCUCAGCGGACUGUGAAGGAUCACCAUGAGUUGCAGGAGAACAUUCGCAGGCAUAACGGCUCCAUGCGGUCAGAGGCGAAGCAAGAUGAUUACCGUACGCCCGUGAGAGUCCAGAAUGAGUCGCAGUUGGGGAGAGGGGUCCAUAACGUGCGCGCUUCCAAAGCACCAAAGCGGACCGCUACUCCACCGUCUAUAGCAGAGGCGGCAGAGCUGGCAAGCCUGCACAGGAAGAUCAAGAAACCUCGUUCACAACUACAGAGAACCCGGACGGAGCUUGGCGAGCAUGCAACGGCAGAGCAGCGGGCCACUUCAGGUUCUGGGCCGCCACUGAGCAAUCCGUCGCCUGUCACGCCUGACACAGACGUUGGGCUGGUACCGCCUCAAGCGCCUAAAACAUCUGGAAGCCAAGCUAGCAGGCGGAGACGCAGUCCGGUUCGGCCAUCUCAGUCACGCCUGCAGGAGCUGCAGUACUCGGAUUCAGAGCCUCAGGAUGAGGACUCGCUGCUCGGGCCGCCUUUCUACGGUAGGAAAGGAGGCAAGAAGACGAAUUCUGGUGAGGAUACCGAUCUGUCUGGAGACAGCCAACUUGAUCUGGAUGCUGGAUCGCUACAAAAUAGCAACACCGAUGCCGAGCAGAUGCUGAUGCCACCCUCUCGACGACCCAAUCUUCCCACCCUUCUUACCAGCUCACAACAAGAUGCCAGUCUACCUAGUCCGAGUCUGUCGCCCAUCACUGCCGCCGCCAAUCUCGCCUCCCGUCAAAACGCGUUCGAGGCUUCCUUCGGCGAAGCUGUGUCUGCAGCCCAAAAUGAUUCUUCUCGAAUGGACAUUGACCCUGGAACCAUGCAGACUCCGGAUAUGUCGUUCACUUCGCAGCCCAAGAACUCCAGCUUUGGAGAGACUCAAUCCGUGGUGCAGUCCCAACCAGGCAAGGCUUCGCAAUCGAACAGCGGGCCGACCGUGAUGGACAUUCCCACUAUGGUUGACGCCUUUGAUGGCAUGCCAGAGGCCAUGCAGAGCUAUCUGAUCUACCAAUUCUUGCGACGCUGCUCGAAGCCGACACUUCAGAUGGUUGCCAAUGUUGUCAAUCCGGCUUUGAAGUGUGAUCCUUUCAGUGUACUGCCCGUUGAGCUCGGUCUUAACAUCAUCCGCUAUCUCGACGUGCAGAGCAUGUGCCGCGCAGCUCAGGUGUCGAAGCGCUGGCGCCGGCAUAUCAACUUCGACGAGAAGGCCUGGCAGGACCUCCUAAAGCGUGACGGCUUCGUCUUGCCUGAAGGUGAGAUAGUACGCGCCAUCAAGGAAGGCUGGGGCUGGCAGCAUCCGGGAGAAGACGGCUACGAAGAAGACCUUUCAAGAAGGAUGUCCAGAGCGUCGCCUGAAUACGACACCACCAGUCCAGCUGAUGCCAUCGUUGUCAGCGACGAUGAGGACACGGCAUCAUCGUCGGUGCCAGUGCGGGCGAAGCGGAAGUCGAUGGCUAAGCAUUCCAGCUCAUCUAAGAAAUUGAAGCGCAGAUCGGUCCAGGUACAAGCAUCUGCAACCAAGCCAAGCGCAUCGACUUCCGGCAAUCGCAUCCACAGGCUGUUGGCGUCCCACACUGGACCCAACGCCCUCGCUCAAGCGGCUGCGCAAGCCGUUCCCUACCCUUCGUCCGGCCUGCCGAGCCUGAAGAGCAUGCACCUGUUCAAGUCGCUGUACCAACGCCAUUACCUGAUCCGGAAGUCGUGGAUGAGCGAAGAGAGCAACGCCAGGCAUUUGGCUUUCCGUGCACAUCAUCGUCACGUCGUCACCUGUCUACUAUUCGACAGCGAGAAGAUCUUGACUGGUAGCGACGACACGAAGAUCAAUGUCUACGAUACCAAGACGGGUGCUCUGAAGAAUAGGCUCGAGGGACACGAAGGUGGCGUGUGGGCUCUGCAGUAUGAAGGCGAUACGUUGGUCUCAGGCUCGACCGAUCGCAGUGUGCGGGUCUGGGACAUCAAAUCGGGCAGAUGUUUGCAGGUGUUCCAGGGCCACACUUCGACAGUCCGGUGUCUGGUCAUCCUGAAGCCUGUCGAGAUUGGCAGAGAUUCAAACAACGAUCCGAUCAUGAUGCCGAAGGAGCCGCUCAUCAUCACCGGCUCCCGCGACUCUACACUACGUGUGUGGAAGCUACCGAAGCCAGGCGAGCCGCAGGUCUACCACGCUGGCCCACCGGCCAAUGAUCGUGACAAUCCCUACUUCCUGCGCACGCUGUCCGGUCACCAUAACUCGGUCCGUGCCAUCGCUGCGCACGGCGAUACCCUCAUCUCUGGUUCAUACGACUGCACCGUACGUGUGUGGAAGAUCUCGAACGGUGAGCUUCUUCAACGUUUGCAAGGCCACACGCAAAAGGUUUACUCCGUCGUUCUGGAUCAGGACCGUGCCCGCUGCAUAUCCGGCUCCAUGGACAACCUGGUGAAGGUCUGGGACCUGGAGUCCGGCACCUGCCUCUUCAGCCUCGAAGGCCACACCUCCCUCGUCGGUCUGCUGGACCUCAGCCACGACCGUCUCGUCUCAGCAGCCGCAGACAGCACGUUGCGGAUCUGGGAUCCAGAUACCGGGGCCUGCAAGGCGACGCUUUCGGCUCACACUGGCGCAAUUACGUGUUUCCAGCAUGACGGGCAGAAGGUUAUCUCGGGUAGUGACCGGACGCUCAAGAUGUGGAAUGUCAAGAAUGGCGAGUGCGUGCGCGAUCUGUUGACGGACCUUAGUGGGGUCUGGCAGGUGAGAUUCGAUGAGCGCAGGUGUGUCGCCGCGGUGCAGAGGAACAAUCUCACGUACAUUGAGGUUCUGGACUUCGGCGCUGCGAGAGAUGGUGUGCCUGCGAGCGAGCGCGGCCGCAGGGUCGUGGUUAAUGUUCAUGGCAAAGAGACUCUUGACGUGGACGUUCCGGCUGCUGAACCGGAUGCUGCGGCGGCACAGUAG